Messenger RNA from Lathyrus sativus (Indian pea), 1161 nucleotides. Lineage: Eukaryota; Viridiplantae; Streptophyta; Magnoliopsida; Fabales; Fabaceae. The record is from the annotation of a GenBank genome assembly.
AUGUUAACCCUUUCUUCAUUGUUUUAUCUUCUUUUUUUCACACUUACCCUUCAAUGGCACAUAGCUUCUUCAGCUAUUCUAUACAGUUUGAAACACCACCACAACAAUCCUCACCAUCAAAGACCAAUGAUUCAUGCUAACCAAACAAACUGUGCAUUGUUUGUAGGGACAUGGAUUCCUGAUGACACUUACCCUUUUUACCAAUCCUUAAACUGUCCCAUGAUAGAUCCACAGUUCAACUGCAAAAUGUUUGGUCGCCCUGAUACUAAUUACCUUAAAUAUAGAUGGAGACCACUCAACUGUGAGCUUCCAAGGUUCAACGGUGUUCAGUUUCUGAUGGGAAUGAAAGGGAAGAGUAUUAUGUUUGUUGGUGAUUCUUUGGGGAGGAAUCAAUGGGAAUCAUUGAUUUGUAUGAUAUAUACUGCAGUUCCUCAGUCACAAACACAGCUUGUUAGGGGAGAGAUACUCUCAACCUUCAGAUUCUUGGACUAUGGUGUGACCAUUUCUUUUCAUAAAGCUCCUUAUCUGGUAGAGAUUGAUGUGGGACAAGGGAAGAGAGUUUUGAAGCUUGAGGAGGUAGAUGGGAAUGGGGAUGCAUGGAAGGAUGCUGAUAUAUUGUCCUUUAACUCUGGACAUUGGUGGACACAUCAAGGAUCUCUUAAAGGGUGGGAUUAUAUAGAAUUAGGAGGCAAAUACUACCAAGAUAUGGAUCGUUUAGAAGCAAUGGAAAGAGGUUUGAAAACAUGGGCUAAUUGGGUGGACACUAAUAUUGAUCAAAGAAGAACCAAAGUGUUCUUUCUUGGAAUUUCUCCCACACACACCAACCCAAAUGAAUGGAUCUAUGGAACAACAGCAGAAACAUCAAAGAAUUGCUAUGGUGAAACUGCACCAAUCAGUGUAACUGGCACAUCAUACCCUGGUCUAUUUCCAGAACAAAUGAAGGUUGUAGACAUGGUGAUUAGAGAUAUGAACAACCCUGUUUAUCUACUAGACAUCACAAUGUUAUCAGCAUUUAGAAAAGAUGCACAUCCUUCAGUUUAUAGUGGUGAUUUGAGUCCUCAACAAAGAGCUAACCCUAUUUACUCUGAUUGCAGUCAUUGGUGUCUUCCUGGUUUACCUGAUACUUGGAAUGAAUUGUUCUACACCAUAUUGUUCUAUUAA